AUGUCUGAACCUUGUAAAGAGCCCGUGGCGGAGGGACGGAUAUCAGAGGAGAUGAAUGGUGGAACAGUGGCAUCGACACCCGCACAGCAGUCGGCGCGAUAUCCUUCCAUGGCGCAGGCCAUCCUGAUCAUGAUAGCCCUCUAUACCACUGUGUUUCUUGUUUUUCUGGACAGAUUGAUCAUCGCGACGGCCAUUCCGCAGAUCACGGACGAGUUCCAGAGUCUGGGCGAUAUCGGGUGGUAUGGAAGUGCCUUUAUGCUCACCGCGUCCGCGUCGCAGCUCAUGUACGGCAAAAUCUAUACUUUCUACCCGGCUAAAUGGGUGUUAAUUGCCUGCAUUACGAUCUUUGAGGUUGGCUCUGCCGUUUGCGGUGCUGCAGCGUCCUCCGUGACAUUGAUUGUUGGCCGCGCUGUUGCGGGCAUCGGGUCCGGAGGGAUUGCUUCCGGCGCCAUUCUCGUCAUCGUCCUGACGUUCCCUCCGCGGCUGCGGCCCAUAUUCCAAAGCCUCAAUGGGGCGAUCUUCGGGAUUGCCUCCGUGCUGGGGCCCUUGUUGGGUGGCGUUUUCACAAAACACCUUACGUGGAGGUGGUGUUUUUACAUCAACCUGCCCUUCGGAGGCGCCGCCAUGGUGGUGAUCUUUCUUCUACUCCGUGUUCCGCCGCCAAACCAGACCCAGACGAGUCUCCGGCACCAGUUGCUGCGGCUGGAUCCGCUGGGAAAUCUGGUCUUGAUCCCCAGCGUGGUCUGUCUUCUGCUGGCGCUUCAACGGGGAAGUUCUUCCUCCGACUGGAGCGGCUGGCGCGUCGUGCUGCUGCUUGUCCUCAGUGGAGUCUUGUUCGUGGCGUUUGUGUGUUGGGAGGCGUGGAACAAAGAGCGGGCGUUGGUCCCGCCCCGGGUCUUCAUGCAGCGGUGCGUCCUCGUUGGCGUGUGGUGGACCACCUGCAUGUCCUCCGCCAUGAUGGUGAUGCUCUACUACCUUCCGAUCUGGUUUCAAGCCAUCCGCGAUGCCGACGCAGAGCAAUCGGGCAUCAUGAACCUGCCGUUCCUGCUGCCGAUGGUGGUGGCGAGCAUUGGGGCGGGCGUUCUGGUCUCGACUUUUGGGUAUUACAACCCGUUCAUGUUCGCCUCGACGGUCCUGGCGGCUGUCGGGGCCGGGAUGCUCUCGACGCUGGAGCCCGACAGCAGUCGCGCGCAGUGGAUCGGCUACCAAGCGAUCUUCGGCGUCGGCGUCGGCCUGGGCUUCCACCAGGCCAAUGUCGCGAUCCAAACCUGUCUGACGCCGGCGGAUGUGCCCGUGGGCGCGUCGUUGCUGAUGUUUGCCAAUCAGCUCGGUGGCGCAAUCUCCCUCGCCAUUGCAGAGGCGUUGUUCGCGAGUUUCCUCACCGCGAACCUGUCGCAGGUCGCGGGCGUCGAGGCGGCAGUGGUUGCAUCGGUCGGCGCUACCAAGUUGCGCCAGGGCCUGUCGGGUGCGAUGUUGACGGGGGUGAUUCAGGCGUACAACCGUGCGAUCACGUCGACAUUCUAUCUGUCCGUUGCGGCAUCCUCCUUAUUGGUCGUUGGGGCCCUAGGGAUGGAGUGGAGGGGCGUGAAGGAGGUGCCGCACCGGCAACCCGAUGCGGUGGAAGCUGAGAAACAAAAGAGUUGA
Messenger RNA from Aspergillus udagawae, 1644 nucleotides. RefSeq names its product MDR family MFS transporter. Bases 1 to 1644 code for a protein of 547 amino acids. Gene Ontology annotation, biological process: transmembrane transport. The transcript has 2 exons. Lineage: Eukaryota; Fungi; Ascomycota; Eurotiomycetes; Eurotiales; Aspergillaceae. The record is from RefSeq and is a predicted model, not a curated record. Gene Ontology annotation, molecular function: transmembrane transporter activity.